Molecule: messenger RNA, 1663 nt
Organism: Aphidius gifuensis
Lineage: Eukaryota; Metazoa; Arthropoda; Insecta; Hymenoptera; Braconidae
Product: myrosinase 1-like
Exons: 8
Coding region: 49-1557 (502 amino acids)
Biological process (GO): carbohydrate metabolic process
Molecular function (GO): beta-glucosidase activity
Source: RefSeq, a predicted model, not a curated record
AGCUGUUUCAAUAUAAAAAUUGACUCAAAAAAUAUUAAACAAAAAGAAAUGAAGCUCCAUUUUUUGCAGUACUUGACAAUAAUUUUAUUAUUAUUGAUAAUAAAAAAAGAGCAAAUAAUUAAAGCAUGUAAAUAUAAAAAAAUUCCUGAUGGAUUUAAAAUUGGUGCAGCAACAGCAGCAUAUCAAAUUGAAGGAGGAUGGAAUAUUAGUGAUAAAGGUAAAAAUAAUUGGGAUGAAUUUACUAAUUCAAAAAGUCAUUUAAUUCUUGAUGGCAGCAAUGGAAAUAAUGCAUGUAAUUUUUAUCAUAAAUAUAAAGAAGAUAUUCAAAUAAUAAAAAAUGCUAAACUUAAUCAUUUUCGCUUAUCGUUGAGUUGGUCAAGAAUUUUGCCAACUGGAUUUGCUGAUAAAAUAAGUCAAGAAGGAGUACAAUAUUAUAAAAAUGUUUUAGAUGAAUUACAUGCACAAGGAAUUGAGCCAUUUGUUACAAUAAAUCAUUUUGAUAUUCCUCAUGUCAUUGAAAAAAUGGGAGGUUGGACAAAUGAAUUGAUAGUUGAUUAUUUUGGUGAUUAUGCAAGAAUUGUUUUUCAAGAAUUUGGCUCUCGUGUAAAAUUUUGGUCGACAAUAAAUGAGCCAUCAAUUCUCUGUGAAAGUACUUAUCAUUUGGGUGUCUUUCCUCCAGGUAUGAAAUUAAGGGAUAUUGGUAUGUAUAUUUGUGGUCAUAAUGUAUUAAAAGCUCAUGCUCGAGCUUAUCGAAUUUACGAUGAAGAAUUUCGUAAAAUACAAAAUGGAAAAAUUAGUAUUGUUUUAAAUUGUAAUCAUUAUAUUCCUGUUAAUGAUAAUGAAAUUGAUAGUUGCAAAAUUGCACAUGGAUUUGAUUGCGACUGGUUUUCACAUCCAAUAUAUUCUAAGAAUGGAGAUUAUCCAAGUAUUAUGAAAAAAAAAAUUUAUGAAAGAAGCAAAUCACAGGGUUAUUUACGUUCAAGACUUCCUGAAUUUUCACCCUAUUGGAUUGACUAUAUUAAAGGAACAUUUGAUUAUUUUGGAUUAAAUCAUUACGUAACAAGGAUGACAAAAAGUAUUGAAAAAAAUAUUCAAGAUGAUUCAGGUGUUGUCAAGUUAAUAAAUGAGACAUGGGAAACAACUGGAUCAAAUGAAAAACAAGUUGUGCCUGAAGGAAUCGGUGGAAUAUUGCGAAAAAUAAAAAAUGAUUACAACAAUCCACCUGUUUAUAUUUUGGAAAAUGGACGGGCGGGAUGUGGAAAUGAAUCAGAUAUUAAUGAUAUUGAUAGAAUAAAAUAUCAUUACAGUUACAUGAAAGAAGUUCUUUUAGCUGUUAAUCGUGAUGGUUGUAAUGUCAAGGCAUAUACUGUGUGGAGUUUCAUGGAUAACUUUGAGUGGGCACGAGGUUACAGUGAACGAUAUGGACUUGUUUAUGUUAAUUUUACCGACUCAAAUUAUACAAGAAUACCAAGGCUUUCACUGUCUUGGUUUAGUCAUAUAAUUAAAAAUAAAAAAUUAAUUAAUUUUGAAGAAUUUAAUAGUUUAAAUUAUGUAUAAAAAAAAAAAAAUGAUUUAAUACUGUAUUUAAUCUAAUCAUUUAUUUAGCCUGUUAGGGUUAAUGACACUGACUCGGUUCGUGAAUAAAAAGCAAUAUUAAUUUUAA